Molecule: messenger RNA, 4974 nt
Organism: Lynx canadensis (Canada lynx)
Lineage: Eukaryota; Metazoa; Chordata; Mammalia; Carnivora; Felidae
Gene: PACS1
Product: phosphofurin acidic cluster sorting protein 1
Exons: 22
Coding region: 194-2626 (810 amino acids)
Biological process (GO): protein localization to plasma membrane
Molecular function (GO): transmembrane transporter binding
Source: RefSeq, a predicted model, not a curated record
GGGCGAGCGCGAGGACCGCGCGCCGAGAGGCCCCGCGCGUGCGUGCAGCCUCUCGCUCGCUCGCUCGCGCGCUCGGGCGGGCGGGCUGAGGAGACGAGUCGAGCCCUCGCCGCCACCGUGGGAGAAGCCUGGGCGUCCUCUCUGCGUCGCCCCGAUCCCCGUUAUCCCCGCGCCCCCCACCCCCGGCCGGGCCAUGGCGGAACGCGGAGGGGCGGGCGGUGGUCCUGGAGGCGCCGGGGGCGGCAGCGGCCAGCGGGGCUCUGGGGUCGCCCAGUCCCCGCAACAGCAGCAGCCGCCGCAGCAGCCGCCGCCUCAGCAGCCGACGCCCCCCAAGCUGGCCCAGGCCACCUCGUCGUCCUCGUCCACCUCGGCGGCGGCCGCCUCCUCCUCGUCCUCGUCCACCUCCACCUCCAUGGCCGUCGCGGUGGCCUCCGGGUCCGCGCCUCCCGGCGGCCCGGGGCCAGGCCGCACCCCCGCCCCCGUGCAGAUGAACCUGUACGCCACCUGGGAGGUGGACCGGAGCUCGUCCAGCUGCGUGCCCAGGCUAUUCAGCUUGACCCUGAAGAAACUCGUCAUGCUAAAAGAAAUGGACAAAGAUCUUAACUCGGUGGUCAUUGCUGUGAAGCUACAGGGUUCAAAAAGGAUUCUUCGCUCCAACGAGAUCAUCCUUCCAGCUAGUGGACUUGUGGAAACAGAACUCCAGUUAACCUUCUCCCUUCAGUACCCUCAUUUCCUGAAGCGAGAUGCCAACAAGCUACAGAUCAUGUUGCAAAGGAGAAAGCGUUACAAGAACCGGACCAUCUUGGGGUAUAAGACCCUGGCUGUGGGACUUAUCAACAUGGCAGAGGUGAUGCAGCACCCUAAUGAAGGCGCUCUGGUGCUUGGCCUGCACAGUAACGUGAAGGAUGUCUCUGUGCCUGUGGCUGAAAUAAAGAUCUACUCUCUGUCCAGCCAGCCCAUUGACCAUGAAGGAAUCAAAUCCAAGCUGUCUGAUCGUUCUCCUGAUAUUGACAAUUAUUCUGAGGAAGAGGAGGAGAGUUUCUCAUCAGAACAGGAAGGCAGUGAUGAUCCAUUGCACGGGCAGGACCUGUUUUAUGAAGAUGAGGAUCUACGGAAAGUAAAGAAGACCCGGAGGAAACUAACCUCAACCUCUGCCAUCACAAGGCAACCUAACAUCAAACAGAAGUUUGUGGCCCUCCUGAAGCGGUUUAAAGUUUCAGAUGAGGUAGGCUUCGGGCUGGAACACGUAUCCCGAGAGCAGAUACGAGAGGUGGAAGAGGACUUGGAUGAACUGUAUGAUAGUCUGGAGAUGUACAAUCCCAGCGACAGUGGCCCUGAAAUGGAAGAGACGGAGAGCAUCCUUAGCACUCCAAAGCCCAAGCUCAAGCCCUUCUUUGAGGGGAUGUCGCAGUCCAGCUCACAGACGGAGAUUGGCAGCCUCAACAGCAAGGGUAGCCUCAGCAAAGACACCACCAGCCCUAUGGAAUUGGCUGCUCUAGAAAAAGUCAAAUCUGCUUGGAUUAAAAAUCAAGAUGACAGCUUGACUGAAACAGACACUCUGGAAAUUACUGACCAGGACAUGUUUGGAGAUAUGAGCACAAGUCUGGUUGUGCCAGAGAAGGUCAAAACUCCCAUGAAGUCCAGCAAAACAGAUCUCCAAGGUUCUGCUUCUCCCAGCAAAGUGGAUGGGGUACACACACCCCGGCAGAAGCGGAGCACACCCCUGAAGGAGCGGCAGCUCUCCAAGCCCCUGAGUGAGAGAACCAACAGCUCCGACAGUGAGAGGUCCCCCGACUUGGGCCACAGCACGCAGAUUCCAAGAAAGGUUGUAUAUGACCAACUGAAUCAGAUCCUGGUAUCAGAUGCAGCUCUCCCGGAAAAUGUCAUCCUUGUCAACACUGCAGACUGGCAGGGCCAGUACGUGGCAGAGCUGCUCCAGGACCAACGGAAGCCUGUCGUGUGUACCUGCUCCACCGUGGAGGUCCAGGCCGUGCUGUCUGCCUUGCUCACCCGUAUUCAGCGCUACUGCAACUGCAACUCCUCCAUGCCGAGGCCGGUGAAGGUGGCAGCAGUGGGAGGCCAGAGUUACCUGAGCUCCAUCCUCCGGUUCUUUGUCAAGUCGCUGGCCAGCAAGACCUCCGACUGGCUUGGCUACAUGCGCUUUCUCAUCAUUCCCCUCGGUUCUCACCCUGUGGCCAAAUACUUGGGCUCAGUUGACAGUAGAUACAGCAGUAACUUCCUUGAUUCUGGCUGGAGAGACCUCUUCAGUCGCUCGGAGCCCCCAGUGUCAGAGCAACUGGACGUGGUCGGGCGGGUCAUGCAGUAUGUCAGUGGGGCAGGUGUCACACACCAGCUCCCCGUAGCUGAAGCCAUGCUGACCUGCAGGCAUAAGUUCCCUGAUGAAGACUCCUAUCAGAAGUUUAUCCCCUUCAUUGGCGUGGUGAAGGUGGGUCUGGUUGAAGAUUCUCCCUCUACUGCAGGUGAUGGGGAUGACUCACCUGUGGUCAGCCUUACUGUGCCCUCCACAUCACCGCCUUCCAGCUCAGGCCUGAGCCGAGAUACCACAGCCACUCCUCCUUCGUCCCCAUCCAUGAGCAGUGCCCUCGCCAUUGUGGGCAUUGUAUAACAGUGAUGUUAUACUGAGUGUAGAAGGCAGGUUAGUGGCAAGGACGUUGGAGUUCGAAUUCAGAGACUUCGGUCACUAGCCGGGCAAAUGGAACAGCCCUGAACAAUGGAGGAUACUCUCUUCCCUGUCUCCCAGGUAAAAGAAUUGAAUGAGAGAAAUGACAGAGAGACCUUCUGUAACCUGUAAAGUGCUGUACAGGAGUCUUGCUGGGGGACUGUCCAGCGAGGGGGAAAGAGUGUGGGCAUGGGAGUCCUGCACACCUGGGUUCGAGUCGUGGUUCUGUGUUAGGUCCGCUACAUUAGCUUUUGGUAAAGAACUAACUACUCAACGACACUUUCUAAGGCUCAGUGAGAGAGACCACAUCAAGGUGUGACCAUUGAGAUAGGUGUAGGGAGCACUGCCAUGGAUUUUGUGGGGGCGGUGGCUCAACUCCAACACAACGGAAACAAGUGGGGAUUUCUACCCAGGGAGCAGGUGUGGAUGGAAAAUGACUAAGAAGAAACAUUAGGGGUCGGGAGAUUCUUGCUGAAGACGGGUCAGGGUGUCAGACAUCUUCUGGGGGUGGUGGCGGAUGAGGAACCUGAGCAGGUAUCCCAGGUGAUCAGACAGGGAGGGUGGGGGCUCUUGCCAACUGUCUUAGCAGGGUUCUUGCUAACUGGAUUUUACAAAGAUGUACACAAAUGAGCCUAGGAAAAAGUUUGGGAGCCAGACUAAAGUUUCUAAAGUUUGGUCGAGCAAAGAAUCUGUCAUUUGGACAAGUUACUAAGCUUCAUUUUCAUCUUUGUAAGUAGAGUGAAAUAGCCAUGUCACAGUUUGUGAGGCUUAAAUAAGAACCUGUAUGGUUUGGUACCUGGCACAUGGGAGGUAUUAUUGCCUUCUCUCAUGCAUUCAGUCUGUCUGUCAGCAGAGUGCCCGUUCGAGGCACUGGAGCUGUAGCAGCAAAUAAGAAAGGCUCAUCCUAGUCCCGGAGCUCAGGCUUCUGGGUCCUGGCAAUGCCAGAGCAGCAAAAACUUUCAAACUGUGUAGGUUGCAGUAAGUGCUAUGAAAAAAUAGUAGGGGGAUGGUUCUGAAAGGAGAAGGAAUUUCUUUAGGACCUCGAGUACCCAUAGUUUAGAUCAGGCAGUCAGGGUGGCCUCUCAGAAGGCACCUCUCAUGCCAGGCCUGAGAACAGGAGGAGAUGACAGACGGAGUGUGGAGCAGAAUGCUCCUGCAGGGGGCUUGAGGGAGCAGGCUGGGAGGUGAGAAAAGGGCGGGUGUGAGUCAGGAACAGAAAUGGGCUCCUGCACCUUCUCCCUCCCUGUUUCCCUUUUUCUGCCUUACCUCUUUGUGUUUCUCCUGGGAAUGGUCCUCAGCAGCAGAGAGGGGAGGCACUAGCCCGUGGUUGUCCCAGAAACACCAAUGACAGGGUCAUGGUCCCUGAAGAACAUGAAUGUUCUUAGAUGGCGAGAAGCCUGCAUUGCACCUCGGAUCCCAACCCUCAUCGUCCCUCACCCUCUCCUCCCCUUUUCACUUCCCAUCAUGUGGUCUCUACUGGUUUAUGGAAGGGACGGUGCAGGAAAGGAGGAAGUCCCACACAGCCGGUAAUGCCUCAUGGUUCCAGGCUUCCUGAGGGUCUGGGGACCAGCCCUUAACUUCGACCUCCUUUUCUAUCCCAUUUAAGCUGGUUUUUAAUGGAACCACUGAAAGUAGGCAGAAAGAAAUGUCAGAUGACUUUUGUAGCCUGUGUACCUAUUGUGUCUGACGCCUCCUUUCAAGAAAACAUCAGCCCUUUUUCCCCUCGGAGCUAAAAUUAUCCCUGAGCUAGAAGUGCCAUAAAUAAGAGAAAGCCGCAGGUCAGCAACCAUCAGCUCUCCCUCCUGGGGCUGCUGUGGAGCUGGCCAAGGUGUUUCUGUCUCUGCCCCACUUAAUCUCUCCAGCCCUUGGCUGGGUUUUGCCUGGGCUCUGCUUGUUGGGUGUGUACAUAUGUGCGCGUGUGUAUGUGCAUGUGUAUCUAUAUGUGUGCAUACGUGCUUGCUGGGGGGGUGUAUGUGUGUGCAUAUGAGUGUGUGUAUGUAUGCGUGCAGGCUUUCUUCCUAAAGCUCCUUUCCUCUCUGCUUCCCUUAUCGCCCUGUGACUUUGUAUUUGGCUCCCUCACAGUGUCUCAGGUCUUUAUCUGCUCCUGGCUUUGUCCUCCGAUCAGCCUGUCUCUCCCUUCCCACACGAACCAAUUGCAUGAGACUGGAGGGAACCCAGAGCCGUUUAAUCUGCCGCCUCCUCUCACCCCUCCCAGAGCCUGGCAGUCUCCCCCGGGCCCUCCAACCUGGCCAUGAAGUUGGGAACUGAAGGCAGAGCCUACUCUCCAUUACUGU